UCUUUUUUCUCCUCAGCUGCAAUGUGCCAGAAGAAAUUCAAAAAUCUGAAGAAUCAUUUCACAAGACUUAAACAAGACAUCAAACAGAAGACCAGAAGUGGGGCUGGCACAAAUGAUAUCCGCACAAUUAAGUGGAAACACUUCGAAGCAAUGGUGCCAAUUAUGGAAAAAGUGUACGAGGAGCCAAUCCUUUGGAGCAACCUGGAAUUCCAGGCGCCUCAACGAAUGGAAGUGCCAGCAGACGGAGGCAACAUUAGCCAAGAGGAAGAACUUCAGCUCUUCUCCAAUGAAACGCUGGGGCAAGAGUGUCUGGAACAAGGUGGCAGCAGCUCGACUGACAGAAGUGUCCAUCUUGUGAAAAGUGGUCAUCCGCCGGCAAGUGACACCUUCGAAACGUAA
Messenger RNA from Dermacentor silvarum, 399 nucleotides. RefSeq lists its product as uncharacterized. Bases 22 to 399 code for a protein of 125 amino acids. The transcript is spliced from 3 exons. NCBI's taxonomy places the organism in Eukaryota, Metazoa, Arthropoda, Arachnida, Ixodida, Ixodidae. The record is from RefSeq and is a predicted model, not a curated record.